Molecule: messenger RNA, 2801 nt
Organism: Dicentrarchus labrax (European seabass)
Lineage: Eukaryota; Metazoa; Chordata; Actinopteri; Moronidae
Product: circumsporozoite protein-like
Exons: 6
Coding region: 333-1472 (379 amino acids)
Source: RefSeq, a predicted model, not a curated record
UGAUGUUAUAAUGUAUAGAAUAAUGCAGUUUAAUGACUGUACCCACUGUCCUUUAAAUAACAGUCACAUUGUGAAACCUACAAUAUAACCCAAUGUAUUUGACUGUUACUGGCUCAGAUAAGUAUGUAUAUUAGAUUGUAAUGUGUAUGGAACAAUGGAAUUAUUCAUGAGUUUUAUUUGAUUUGAUAUCUGCAUUAAAUAUCGACCAUCAGCCGCCCUGCUCUCUAAAUAUCAGCAUUAACCAUUAAAACCAUAUCAGUCCACCACUAAUACUGUACUAAUGAAAUAUUUUAAUAUCAGUGUUUAAUGAUUCUGUAACAGGAAGUGUAAAUAUGAUGUUUGUCUCUGCAGGAGAGUCUAAUGUGAUUGGCUCAGACAAACCAGUUACAGUAACAGUCGGUGAUAACGUCAUCCUGCCAUGUCACCUGGAGCCUCCAUUCGAUGUGACGACUCUAACAGUGGAGUGGAUGCGUGAUAGAGAAUAUGUGCAUGUCUAUAGAAGUACGAAGGAUGAUCCAGGUUCUCAGGAAAAGAACUUCAGAGGUAGAACAUUUCUCUUCCAUGAAGAAAUGAUCAGAGGAAACAUUUCACUAAAACUGACCAACGUAACUGAACUGGAUGCUGGAAGUUACACCUGCAAUGUUCCCAAACUGGAAAGUCAGGUCAGGAAAGGCUUCAUUAACCUCACUGUUGAGCCAGUGGAGAACAGGAACAAAGGAGGUCAGACUGAUGAUAUCAGUGGUGACACUGGUAAUACCACUGGUGCUAUAACUGGCAUUGCUAUUGGUGUCAUUGCUGUCAUUGCUGUCAUUGCUGGCAUUGUUGCAUUGGCUGUAUUGUGGAUGAAACGUAGAAAUAGAAGACAAGAGAGAGAAUAUCGUCCUGUACGGAUGGACAAUGAUGCGGUCACUAUACCUAUGCCCAACAUAAAUACCAGAGGACAAGGGGCCAAUGCUGGAGCCAGUGACGGGGCCAAUGUUGGGGCCAAUAUGGGGGCCAGUGAUGGGGCCAGUGAUGGGGCCAAUGUUGGGGCCAAUAUGGGGGCCAGUGAUGGGGCCAAUGCUGGGGCCAAUGCUGGGACCAGUGACGGGGCCAAUGUUGGGGCCAAUAUGGGGGCCAGUGAUGGGGCCAAUGUUGGGGCCAAUAUGGGGGCCAGUGAUGAGGCCAAUGCUGGGGCCAAUGCUGGGACCAGUGAUGGGGUCAAUGCUGGGGCCAAUAUGGGGGGCCAUGAUGGGGCCAAUGUUGGGGCCAAUGUGGGGGCCAGUGAUGGGGCAAGUGAUAGGGCCAGUGAUGAGCACAAUGAUUGGGCCAGUGCUGGGGCCAAUGCUGGGGCUAAUGCCGGGGCCAGUGAUGAGCACAAUGAUGGGGCCAGUGCUGGGGCCAAUGCUGGGGCUAAUGCCGGGGCCAAUGAUGGGGCCAAUGUUGGGGCCAGUGAUGAGGAAUGUCAACUAGCAUUUGAUGAUGACUGUUGAUUCUUUGACCCAGACACUGAAUGAAAGAAAGUCUUUUAGUCCAUCCACAUAUAUUUAUCAGGUGUGUUAUGAGUUAUUAUUAUUAUCAUUAUUACUAUUAACUCUAUUAUCUUUUUAUUCUGGUGUCAAACUCAUUAGAUAAACAUUGGUUUUCAAAGCUGGGUUAACAGGUAGAAGGUAGUGUUCUUCUGUUUGACCUCAUGAUGGCGCUGUUUUCUGUACCAUCAAUAAAAUCUACUUAAAGUAUCAAAUGUAGACACCAAGGUCUCAUUGUGCAGUAAAAUGGUCCCUGUCAGUGUCUGACUGUUAUAUCUGAUGUUUCGGAUUAAUGUCAUGUUAAUGUUGCAUUGUAACUCCUUUAUACACUGUCGCUGUCCUAUGAGAACCACGUAUCUGUAAAAAGACCAAAAAACAGCCUGUUUUCAGCGUUGUGACGACGCAUUUUCCAGAUAAUCCAAGAUAAUUGAGUGUCAUACUGUCAGUAUGAGAGUUUACGGUAGGCUGUAUGUGUAAGAUAUUACAGGAUAAACAUUAAAUAGAACGAGACGCAAAAAAAAUGUUUUUUUUUUAUCAUAUUCAUCAUUUUUUGUAUUUGUUAUUGUUGAUGAUAAUUGGUCAUUGUGAUAUAUGGAUUAAUCUGCAGAGGUCAGAAGUGACAAAAUACAAUCUCUAUCUAUUAUUAUAUUAUUUAUUUUUCUGAUAGCUUUUUACCUUCUAUUUGUUCACACAAAUAAUUGAACUUUCUACUCCUUACAGUUUAAAAAAAAAAAAGGUUACAUCAUUUUAUUCAUCAUAGCAUGCCUUCCAUGAUGAAACAGACAAGAAAGGAAGAAGGUUCAGUUAGCUUUGCACUUUUAUACUUUACAUUUCAGAGCCUGUACGUUUUACUUGAGUAAAGAAGUUGAAUCAGUACUCCUACUUUUACUGUGUGUGCUGUGUUUUACUGAGUGUUUUUUACCUUUGGUACCUUUGCCAGCUCUGCAUGUGGGUCACAGCAGAGUUAGCAACGUUUGAAGAAACAAAUAUUCUUGAUUAAAAUGCAGCUGCAGGGAAUUGUUCAGAUGUGUUGAUUUUAUAAACCACUGCAGGGACAGAGUCGAUGUCUCUGUCCAAUGUCAGUUUUUAUUGUUUUUGUUAUUGUGUUGUUUCGCUUCAAGUUAUCUUGUUUUUUCUGCCCUGUGAAGAACUUCAGUUUACUGUAUAUAAAAUGUCUGUUUUAUUAUAGAACCUUCUGAUUUGGUCAAAUAUUCACAGCUAAACUCACAUUGGACACUGGAAGGAUGAAACUGUGAUUGUUGUUUGUUAAUAAAAAGAUUAGUAGACUUGUAA